CGAAAGUCAUGCAAUAUGCACUAUGUGUAAAUCAAACCUUUCAUAUAAGACGAGCUCAUCAAAUUUAAAAAAGCACAUACAAAAGAAACAUUCUACGGUCACAAUCACUUUUUUGGAAAGCAAGAGGUCAACAGUGGUAACCCAACAUAAAGAAAAUAGCCAGAAUAAAGAAAGUAUUGAUAACGAUCGUCCAUCUACUUCAGAAGUUUCAUCAGUUAAUUGCGUGGAAGGUCGAACGGCUUUAGUCAAAAGUUCAACAAAUAAGUCACAUCAAGAUCAAACCAGGGUCGACAAUUAUUUCCGUGUGCCUCCAAAAAUAUCUGUUAGAAGCAAACAUAAUUUAGAUAAAAAGUUGCUUGGCUUAUUUAUUAAAGACAUUCAACCUUUUUCAGUAGUAGAUGAUAUUGGAUUCAGAGAAUUCGUAUUAGCAUUGAAUCCCUCAUAUGAGCUGCCAAGUAGACAUAUCAUUUCUAAAACUCUGAUCCCUGCUUUAUAUGAAGAAUGUCUCACUAAUACCAAAACAAUAAUAAAUACUGGCAGAACGUUUUGUAUUACAACAGAUGCCUGGACAACAAUUAACAACGUUAGCUAUGUUGGUGUAACAGCACAUUUUUUGGACAGCGAAUUCAAUUUUAAGUCGAUACUCCUGGAAUGUUCCGCAACUGACAUGCGUCACACAGCUGAGAAUCUCGCUGAAGAUAUGAAAAGGGUUACAAGAGAUUGGCAAAUCGAAAAUCGGGUUAUCUUUGCUGUAGCAGAUAAUGCUCCAAAUAUACAGAAGGCUUUGCAGCAAAUCGGCUGGAGACAUAUGGGAUGUGUUGCACAUACUAUUAACCUAAUUGUCAAAGAUGGUAUAAAGAAUGAUGAAAUAUUAAGCGUUUUAGAAAAAAUCAGAGAAAUAGUCAGUCACUUUAAAAAAAGUACCAUUUCAAAUAACAAGCUCAUGAAAUAUUAG
This is a messenger RNA of Acanthoscelides obtectus, 955 nucleotides long. The record is from the annotation of a GenBank genome assembly. Lineage: Eukaryota; Metazoa; Arthropoda; Insecta; Coleoptera; Chrysomelidae.